CGUGCUGCUUUAUUACUCACGUCGGACGUUCGGUGAAAGAAGGAGAGUUUAGCAGUCAUGGUGAAUCUUGGAGAUGAGUUCCCCAACUUCAAAGUCGACACAAGUCAAGGGGAAAUUCAGUUCCACGAGUAUAUAAAAGACUCUUGGGCAAUCCUUUUUUCGCAUCCUGCUGACUACACACCUGUGUGUACCACGGAGUUGGGACGUGUUGCCAACUUGCUUGAGGAAUUUAAAAAACGAGGAGUGAAACUUAUUGCCUUAUCAUGUGAUGGAGUUGAAUCUCACAAAGGAUGGAUCAAGGAUAUAAUGUUUGAGAGCAACUAUAAUGGCGAAUUCCCUUAUCCAAUAAUUGCUGAUGAGGGGCGGGAUCUGGCUGUUAAACUUGGCAUGAUUGACCCUGACGAGAAGGAUGCUCAAGGCCUUCCACUUACUGCUCGUGCUGUGUUCAUUAUUGGACCGGACAAGAGACUGAAGUUGUCUCUCCUUUACCCUGCUACCACGGGACGCAAUUUUGAUGAAAUUUUACGUGUGAUAGACUCACUGCAGUUGACUGCCACAAAGAAAGUUGCCACUCCUGCAGAUUGGAAAGCCGGCGGAGACUGUAUGGUUCUUCCUACAGUCAAGCCAGAAGACGUGGCAAAGCUGUUUCCCAAGGGAGUGAAAACCAAAGAUAUGCCCUCAGGCAAAGGUUACAUGCGCUACACUCCUCAGCCAGAGUGAGUCACUUGAGACAGGAGAAGGAUGUGACCUCAAAAGCAAAGGAUAUGUAUUACCAGUAAUGCUAGUGUCAGUCAAUAAUUGCAGUAGAACUAUAUUUAAAGUGAUAUUUUUUAUUGUGGUGUCACUGUCAAGAAAAAAUGUACGCCAAGGGACAACUCUGCGUAUAUUUUGUGUUUUAAUUAGCACUAUGUAAUGCAACAGGUGGAGGUAAAUAAAUCAAUUUUCACACAACCUUUA
Messenger RNA from Orbicella faveolata, 957 nucleotides. RefSeq names its product peroxiredoxin-6-like. The record is from RefSeq and is a predicted model, not a curated record. Gene Ontology annotation, molecular function: peroxiredoxin activity. Gene Ontology annotation, biological process: cell redox homeostasis; cellular oxidant detoxification. Gene Ontology annotation, cellular component: cytosol; mitochondrion. Lineage: Eukaryota; Metazoa; Cnidaria; Anthozoa; Scleractinia; Merulinidae.